Cylindrotheca closterium is the source of this 1059-nucleotide messenger RNA. The record is from the annotation of a GenBank genome assembly. Lineage: Eukaryota; Bacillariophyta; Bacillariophyceae; Bacillariales; Bacillariaceae.
AUGACAUCCGAAGUAUCCGACGACGACAUUGCUGCAGCCGCCGAUAAGAUGUCUGUGAGCACCGCAGAAUCUACCGAUGAUGGAAAGAAGGAUCCGAGUACUUUGAAGGGCAUGUUCGCUGCCAUGCAUCUUCAUUCCGAUGGAACCAAUGUCAUGAAGGAGACAAUCAAGACAUUCUCCAACCCAUUUGGAUCAGACAAAAAGGAUGAUAUCUUUGUGGCAACCAAGGCCGAAGGCAUUGCCAAGGUGAAGGAGAUGAUUGACGCCGACCGCCAAAAGCGAAAGGAAGAUUCCAAGAAAUACAAGCGAUGGGACUUUCGUGCAUCCCCUCAUGAACACUUUGGAAUGACCCUUGAGGACACCUACGCUGCCUUUGUCCAGUGGGCAAAGAAGGAAAACGAGGAAAGUGAAUCGCCUUCGGACGUGGAAGUUGCUUUCAAUAUCUCCAAGGCAUUCCGUCGCAUUGAGAGCUAUGCCGAUUGGAUGGACGAUAAUGCUGAAGAAAUAGUAGAGGCACCGUUGACAGCAGAUUCAGUCAAGGAAGCUUGGAAAGCCUGGGGCAUGAAAUCUACCAUUGACAAGAAUGGAAACUUUGUUUGGUGGCUAGACUUUAAGCAGCUCGAUAGAGAUGCCAUCAAGAAUAAGGUUCCACUCAAGGAUUCCUUCCGAUACAUGGUCUGGUAUGCUCACUUUAUCAUGUUCAAUGAAAAUGCACAGAACAACGGGAUGCUCUUUAUCGAAGCUGUUGCCCACGCUGGCUUUAUCGAAUGUAUGACUUUGGUCCCCAUGAAACUUGGUGCCAAACUGGAUCGCUUGACAAUUGGAAUCUUGCCAAUCAAAAUGAAAGCGCUCUACGUCCUGCAAUCGCCAGGAUGGAUGUCGAUAAUGUCCAAAUUUAUGAGUUUGUUCAUUAGCAAGAAAAUGAAAGAGAGAAUUCAUAUACUGGAGGAAUUUAGUGAAAUAGAGAAUACUGUGGGGAAAGAAAGUGUUCCAAUGCCGUUUGGAGAGUUGGAAGGAACAUUGGCCUCCGACCUUAUUGAAGCCAAGCACUAUUCAUAG